AUGACGUUCAGCCAGUCCAACAGUGUCACGCCUGCCCCACUCGACUCCGCUUGGCCCCCGGCCCACAUUUGGGAAACUAUGGGCGCGGCUGACCGUGCCAGUUGGCUAGGACAGAUACAGAGAGACAGGGCCAGGCGCCUUGAAAUGGAUGUAGCGGAGACAAACCUCCGCCACAGAAGGCCUCGUGUGGACCUGCAAGGUGACGAGAAUCUCGAGGAAAACCGUGAGCCACCCCCUGAAGUCAAACCACUCAUCGACAUAUUUCCGGGUGUCUCCGCCGCCCUUCUUACUCGCGUCUUCGAGAGGAAGUUGAAGGCGACUGAACUCAUACGCUUCAAAGAGAAGUCAGUCACCGAGCAAGAGGACCAGGAGGACAGGGUCUUCAAGAUGACCGAGUCGGGAGGCACAGUAGGCUUCAGGAAGGCAACGGCAUCGCUUAAGGACUGGGGCCCCAACCCUCAAACAUGGACGAACUGCUUCCUUACAUACCUAGCCGUCAUAGGAUAUCUCUUCGGCGAGAAACAUCCAAAGGCAGUCCCCAACCUACUUAUGUUCAUGAGGCAGAUCCUUGACCUCGCUCAAACAUAUCAGUGGUCAGAAGCAGUACUGCCGCUCGCCCUUAACUUCCACCAAUACACUCUGGAUAAAGGAGAGCUAUCGACGGAGAACAACUUCGUCACAGCCCCAUUUCGCGAAAAAUAUCUCCGUCACAAUUGCCCUGCCUGCGAAGUCACCGGCAAACCCUUCAGCCCGACCUCGUCAAACAAGGUCUACUAG
Molecule: messenger RNA, 777 nt
Organism: Penicillium brevicompactum
Lineage: Eukaryota; Fungi; Ascomycota; Eurotiomycetes; Eurotiales; Aspergillaceae
Exons: 1
Coding region: 1-777 (258 amino acids)
Source: RefSeq, a predicted model, not a curated record